This is a messenger RNA of Colletotrichum chrysophilum, 1116 nucleotides long. RefSeq lists its product as uncharacterized. Gene Ontology annotation, molecular function: hydrolase activity, acting on carbon-nitrogen (but not peptide) bonds. The transcript has 2 exons. Lineage: Eukaryota; Fungi; Ascomycota; Sordariomycetes; Glomerellales; Glomerellaceae. The record is from RefSeq and is a predicted model, not a curated record. The coding region runs from base 1 to 1116 and encodes 371 amino acids.
AUGGCGGACCCCCCUGGCGGAAGCAUUCAUCGGGAUGCACAGGGCAAACCUACCGGAGUCCUCGACGAGGGUGCGAUGAUGUCUGUCAUUUGGCCGUUCCAAGCCGCGUCGGCCCCGAAGCGUGAGCGCAUUGAAGCAAUCAGAGCAGCCAUCAAAGAGUAUAACGCCGCCGGUUACACUGGUGUGGUGGAGAUGGCCAUGGAUGAAGAGGCCUGGGACGCUCUCGUCACCCUGAAAGAAGAAGAGCCGGCUCUGUCAAUUCGCGUUGCGUCUUACUGGUUGAUAAAGCCGACUGCAGAUAUCGCAGCCAACUCAAGGCAAGUCCGACGUGCUAUUGAGCUGAGUAGGACAUUCAACUCCAGCAACGACCCAGACCUCCGCAUCGUCGGCGUAAAGGUUAUUUGCGACGGCAUCAUCGACGCGUGCACGGCAUACCUCUCAGAACCAUACGCGCCAGCCGGUCUCCCGCCGCCAAUCUGGGAGGAGGAACAUGUGGAGGCUGUCGUCAAGGAGGCAGACGCUGGAGGACUCCAAGUCGCACUGCACGCGAUCGGCGACGCGGCCAUCAGAAUGGCGAUCGACGCGAUUGAGAAGAAUGGCACCCCAGGACGGCGGCAUCGGAUCGAGCAUUUGGAACUUGCAUCGCCAGAAGACGCUCAGCGACUGGGCAAAUUAGGCUUGACGGCGUCCAUUCACCCCGUGCACGCCGACCCUUCAAUCCUUACGGAAUGGCCGAGACUUCUGGGAGAAGACCGCUGUAAACGGGCCUUUGCGUAUCGCGAAUUCGCAGACGCGGGCGCUUUGAUGGCGAUUGGGAGCGACAGCCCUACAUCACCGUGGGCUCCGAUGCAAAAUCUCUAUGUUGCGACUACCAGACGCUCGUCGCGGGAUCCGAGCUAUCCCAAGGUGGUUAACGAGCACUUCAAGCUGGGGUUGUGCGAAUCAGUGGUUGCUGCGACUUGGGGCGCUGCUUGUAGCGUAUUUGCCGAGGAUAGAGUUGGGAGCUUGGCUGUGGGUAAGCUCGCGGACUUCAUUGUCGUGGACAUGGAGUGGGAUGCCGCUCGCCUGUUGAAUGCAAAGAUUGAAGAGACUUGGUUUGGAGGAAACAAACCGUGA